CUCUUUUUCCUGUCUGUACUUUUUCUUUGAAAACCUGCUGGGCCAUGCUGGGAUACACUGUGAGAGGAUUUCCAGACCAGUAUCCUAGAGAGUGGAGAUUACAGGACAUCUCAUAAUUUGCAUUUUGGAUACAGUGGAGACUGGAAUAUUGGUGGGGACCCUUGUGCUACCAGGAUGCUUCUGUGUGCAGUUCUUGUGUGCCAGCAACUGGGUUUAGAAGUCCAGUCUGUGUCUCAGCAGCAAAAGGCUCACAGGAGAUGGAGCUGCUUGUCCCAGGGAUGCCCAUCUUUGUGUCACUGCCUUGCUUUUGCCAGAAGGAUUUCCUUCCUUUGCAGUCAUUCAUCUCUUGAAGCAGAACUUGUCUACUUGCUUUGAGUUUCCUCUUAUUUCAUGAGCACUUAAUACAUUCUCCUUCCAGGAUGCCAAGCAAAUUUAAAUUAUGCCCAUUUGGCUUGCAAGGAUGACUCGAUCCAAUAGAUUUUCUCUUAUUCCAUUAGACCAUUUCACCCCCUGCCCUUUUCCUUUUCCUUGACUGAAAGCUUCUGAACCCAUCUUGCAGUUUUCAGUCCAUCACUUUCUUUGUCUCUGUGUGACAUCCUGCUCUCUGUGAAGGUGCUAAGCACUAGGAAUGCCAUCCCUCAGAUCCAUACCCUCCAGGCUGGUGAAUCUGACCCUGACCUGACUCCACAUAAAGAGAAUUUCUGCCCUUUUAUUGGCUGCUCUCCCUCUAACGGACCCAGUUACUUUCAGCAUCACUUUGGCUGCAUACAUCACGAAGUUCCUGGGUAUGAGAUCAUCUAAUGAUGACAAUAAAUGUGUAAAAGAGGACUGCUGUUUUAGUGUAGGUGUAAGUGAUGAACUUUUUUUGGCUCUUAAGGUUGUGGUGGAACAAGCCGUGGAAGUCUAGAGAAACCAUUGCCCGGGGCCAGGGAGGAGGAUGAAGCUGCAGAGGAGAUUCUGUGAUGAAGAGAGACCACUGGGCUGUAAAUCCCAGGCUGGGAGAGUGACAGAACAGGCCCUUCCCAGCAUCCCCACAGCUCCUCACUGCACACUGCAGGGCUGAUGCUCUUUGCAGUGUGGGCUGGAGGGGUUAACACGAUACCCCGAGCUACUCCAAAGCAGUCUGUUCCUCCCAAACUGAAGAAACUGAAAAGCCCAAACGUUCAUGUGGGUGAGAAGAUUUCCCUGAAAUGUGAGGCGACUGCUGGAAACCCUCAGCCAUCCUACAAAUGGUUUAAAGAUGGGAAAGAGCUGAAGAAGAGCAAAGACAUCCGGAUCAAGUAUGGGAAUGGGAAAAAGAUUUCCAGACUGCAGUUCAACAAGGUGAAGCUUGAAGAUGCUGGGGAGUACAGCUGCGAAGCCGAGAACGUUUUAGGGAAAGACACCGCAAAAGGCAGCCUGAAUGUGAAAAGUGGAACAACGAAAGCACCACAAGUCUUACCAGCCUCAGAAACUAAAAUAGUUGUUAUGGAAGAAGAGUUAACCACAACUCUCUCCUCCUGGUCCGGGCAUGCCAGAAAAUGCAACGAAACAGCCAAGUCCUAUUGUGUCAAUGGAGGGGUGUGCUACUACAUCGAGGGGAUUAAUCAGCUGUCGUGCAAAUGUCCAAAUGGAUUCUUCGGACAGAGAUGUUUGGAGAAACUGCCUUUGCGAUUGUACAUGCCAGAUCCUAAGCAAAAAGCAGAGGAGCUCUACCAGAAGAGGGUUUUGACCAUCACGGGAAUCUGUGUUGCCUUGCUUGUGGUGGGCAUCGUCUGUGUGGUAGCUUACUGUAAAACCAAGAAACAAAGAAAACAAAUGCAUAACCACUUGCGGCAGAACAUGUGUCCAGCUCAUCAGAACCGGAGCCUUGCGAACGGGCCAAGCCAUCCACGUUUGGAUCCUGAGGAAAUCCAAAUGGCUGAUUAUAUUUCUAAGAACGUUUCUGCCACCGAGCACGUGAUCCGAAGGGAAACAGAGACAACCUUUUCAGGAAGUCACUCCUGCUCCCCAUCUCAUCACUGCUCCACAGCCACUCCAACGUCCAGCCAGAGACAUGAAAGCCACACCUGGAGCUUGGAGCGAACAGAGAGCCUGACUUCAGAUUCCCAGUCUGGGAUAAUGCUGUCCUCGGUGGGAACCAGCAAAUGCAACAGCCCUGCGUGCGUGGAGGCGCGGGCUCGCCGCGGGGCCACCUUCUGCAUCGAGGACCAGCGGAGGCCCACGACGCAGUACCGCGACUCCGUGGAUUCCCUGCGGGACUCGCCCCACAGCGAGAGGUACGUGUCGGCCCUGACCACACCAGCACGCCUGUCGCCCGUUGACUUCCACUACUCGAUGACCACGCAGGUGCCCACCUUCGAGAUCACCUCCCCGAACUCGGCGCACGCCGUGUCCCUGCCGCCGGCGGCCCCCAUCAGCUUCCGCGUGGAGGAGCAGCAGCCCCUCCUGCGGCGGUACCAGCUGCCCUUCCAGGACACGCAGAGGUACGACAGCUACUACCAAAGGAAGACCUACCUAAACGACAGCAUGGGGAGCCUGCCCUCCAGCCCCUUCCGCAUCACAGAGGACGACGAGUACGAGACGACGCAGGAGUACGUCACAGCGCUAGAGCAGCCAAAGAAAACAGCCAGCAGCAACAGGCGGUGGAAAAAAUCCAAACUGAACGGGCACAUCCCUCACAGAGCCAGAGCCGUCCGGGACUCCUUCUCCUUGAGCAGCGCCUCUUACAGCGAGUCUGACGAGGAGCUGGUGGCCGAGAGCACCCCGUUCCUAAGCACUCAGAACAAUGAGGCGGCGCACACGGAGUCGCCGCCGCUGCACCGGCCGGGCGACAGCCGGACUCACUACUCGUGCCGCGGGCACGGCGCGCACGAGGGCGGCCGCGGCAGCCUGGCGCACGUGGCGCCCAAAGCGGACCCCGACCCUCUCUAGGCGCCUCUCCCGCCGUGAACCACGUGGAGGAGGCCGAGGCGAGGCGGGAAAAAAAAAACAAC
Molecule: messenger RNA, 2975 nt
Organism: Sturnus vulgaris (Common starling)
Lineage: Eukaryota; Metazoa; Chordata; Aves; Passeriformes; Sturnidae
Source: RefSeq, a predicted model, not a curated record